AUGUCGUCCGUGACCUCGCUGUUGUCGGCGACGGCAACUUCGGCGGCUGCUCCGACGUCCACCGGCGGAAAUAGAGCUGCUCCUCAGGGUGGUGUCAUCGAAGGCGCGAACCCUUCGGUGUACAAUCCGAAGGAUCCCAUCACGAUGUUCAUCAUUCAGGCUGGGUUGAUCAUCAUUGUCUGCCAUCUCCUUCAUUGGCCACUCUCCAAGAUCCGACAACCUCGAGUCAUCGCCGAGGUCAUUGGUGGCAUUGUUCUCGGUCCAUCGGUCAUGGGACGCAUCCCCGGCUUCCGCAACGCCAUCUUUCCAACCGAGUCAAUCCCAAACCUCACCCUCGUUGCCAAUGUCGGACUGGUGCUCUAUCUCUUUCUCAUCGGCCUUGAAACCGAUGCCUUCCCCGUUUUGUGUCGAAUCCUGACGGAGCUGAAGCUUCUUGAUACGAAGGUUGGUGUCAUUGUGCUUUCGGCUGGCGUAGCCAAUGACGUAGUUGGUUGGAUCUUGCUUGCUCUCUGUGUCGCUCUCGCCAAUGCAGGCACUGGUCUAUCUGCUUUGUGGAUUCUGUUGGCGUGCAUCGGCUACAUGCUCUUUCUGCUAUUUGCCGUCAAGCCGACCAUCACAUGGCUUUUGCGUCGAUCGGGUAAUAUCGAAAAUGGGCCUUCCCAGGGCAUGAUCUCGCUCAUUUUGUUGAUCGCACUUACUUCGGCAUUCUUCACGGGCAUCAUUGGUGUUCACGCUAUCUUCGGUGGCUUCAUGGUUGGCCUCAUUCUUCCUCGUGAAAACGGCUUUGCCAUCAAAGUCACCGAAAAGUUGGAGGAUUUGAUCGGCGCAUUAUUCCUGCCUCUAUACUUUACACUGUCCGGCCUCAACACCAACUUGGGACUGCUGAAUUCUGGCAUCACAUGGGGCUACGUCUUUGCCGUUACAUUCACCGCGUUCUUCACCAAAGUCAUUGGUGCCACUCUUGCUGCCAAGUUAAACGGAAUGGUCUGGCGGGAAUCCUUCUCCAUUGGAGCCUUGAUGAGUUGUAAGGGACUGGUUGAGCUGAUUGUGUUGAACAUCGGCUUGCAAGCCAAGAUCCUGAGCACACGCACUUUUACCAUCUUCGUCGUUAUGGCUUUGCUGACAACUUUCGUCACAACGCCCCUCACAUCGGUCCUAUACCCUCCGUGGUAUCAGAAGAAGAUCGAAGCUUGGAGGCGCGGGGAGAUUGACUGGGAUACUGGUGAUCUUCAUCCCGAAUACAAUACGGGCAACGACACAGACUCCGCCAAACAUGCUAGCACCCGCGUCCGACGCCUCUUGGUAUACCUUCGGCUGGACAACAUGCCGGCAAUGCUGAACUUGGUGUCGUUAUUCGGAAAGCAAUCUGCAUCUAACAACCAAUACGUGGCACAGGAUGAGAAGGGCGGCGUCCACUCAGAGACAGCCAACCUGCAGGCUUCUCCCAACACUCAGGCUGUGCGAGCUCAUGGAUUUCGUCUACUGCAUCUUACUGACCGCGACUCAUCUGUGAUGACAGUGUCGCAAGUAGCCGAGUGGAGCCAAAAUGACCCGGUGGUCAACAUCUUCCGUACAGUCGGCCAGUUUCUCAAGGUCGCCGUGUCUGGCGAAGUGUCAAUCAUGCCCGAGGCACGCUUUGCCGAAGCGCUGCUCUCCAAGUCGUCGGAUAUUUCAUCGGACCUUCUCCUGGUUCCUUGGAGCGAGAGCGGUAGUCUGGUCGACUCUCAAGUUUCACCCGCAGAUGGUGCCGCAAACAAAUUUGCAACGGCAUACACAUCAUUCGCCAAAUCAAUACUUGCUUCUUCUGAGCAUAACAUCGGACUUUUCUUCUCUCACGAUGGCUCUCGGCCAACAACCUCAUCCGGCGAGAAGGCCAAGCUUAUGCGAACUUACUCGUUUAGCGACAUUCACCACGAUAUUCCAUCGAUUCCUGUUACGAACAAGUCCCAUCACAUCUUCAUGCCUUACUUCGGUGGCCGCGAUGAUAAACUAGCCCUCAUCCUAGUUUUGCAGCUCUGCGAGAAGCAGAGCGCCACAGCCACUGUUGUGCACUUCGCUUCAUCGGCCGAAGCUGACCAGGAUGCCAGUGACUUCUUCGGCUUCAUUUCGACACACGCCCCAGCUGCCACAGGGUCCCGAGUAAAAUUUGAGGUUUCAUCUGCCAGCAAUCCCAUCGAGGCUGCCGUAAGCCAGGCUACCUCCGCCAUUCGGGCUGACUCACGGGGCAUUGCUUGGCAUAACCUCAUCGUCCUUGGUCGACGUACUUCUGCUUUGUCCAAGGAGGGUAAAAACUCUGUUAAAGUAUCGACCGAGGCCAGAGAGUGUUUGGGUUCGGCGGCUGCGGCCCUCAUUUCGUCCGAGGUGAAAGCAGAUAUGUUGGUUGUACAAGCUAAAGCCGGGUCGGCGUGA
Messenger RNA from Colletotrichum chrysophilum, 2409 nucleotides. RefSeq lists its product as uncharacterized. The transcript is spliced from 5 exons. The coding region runs from base 1 to 2409 and encodes 802 amino acids. Gene Ontology annotation, biological process: proton transmembrane transport. The record is from RefSeq and is a predicted model, not a curated record. Gene Ontology annotation, molecular function: antiporter activity. NCBI's taxonomy places the organism in Eukaryota, Fungi, Ascomycota, Sordariomycetes, Glomerellales, Glomerellaceae. Gene Ontology annotation, cellular component: membrane.